AUGGGAAUUGCUCGAGGUAUGGAUUACAUGCAUUCAGGAUGCAAAACCAAAAUCAUUAAUUCGGAUAUCAAAGCAGAAAACAUACUUCUAGAUGAACACUUAUCUCCUAAGAUGUCUGACUUUGGACUUGCCAAUCUGUGUGCCAAGAAUGAGACCUAUUUCUCCGUGUCUAAUGCUAAAGGGACCUCGGGAUAUGUAGCUCUGGAAGUGGCGAAUAAAAAUCGUUUUGAUGGAAUUUUAGAAAAAGCAGAUGUUUAUAGCUUUGGUAUUCCUUUAAGACCAGAUGAGGGGAUGACAACAAAUGACAAAGAGAUAUUAAAGAAAAUGACAAUCAUAGCUUUAUGGUGCGCGCAAAAGUCUCCAUAUGAUAGACCUACUAUGAGAGAGGUUAUCAAGUGGUUGGAAGGCAGCGUGGAUUUCCUAACUAAGCCACCAAAUGAGCUCUUCUCCUACUAA
Messenger RNA from Lotus japonicus, 456 nucleotides. RefSeq names its product LEAF RUST 10 DISEASE-RESISTANCE LOCUS RECEPTOR-LIKE PROTEIN KINASE-like 2.1. The transcript has a single exon. Lineage: Eukaryota; Viridiplantae; Streptophyta; Magnoliopsida; Fabales; Fabaceae. Gene Ontology annotation, biological process: protein phosphorylation. The coding region runs from base 1 to 456 and encodes 151 amino acids. Gene Ontology annotation, molecular function: protein kinase activity; ATP binding. The record is from RefSeq and is a predicted model, not a curated record.